UCACAGCAUUUGGAUGCAAUUCUCCAGUGAAAGAUGUACAAAGAAAGCAUACCUGCUUCAGUUUUUUCUACAAUCUAGAGAGAUUAUAUAUCUAUAUAACCAAAGGGGUCAGCAAGAGCCUUUCUCCCACACCUGCUGCCAAGCCAAGGAGGUCAGGGGUUUGUGGCUGUCCAGUGGGUGUCAAUACCUUGCAGAAGAGUUGCUCACCAUCUCUUGCCUGUUUCUUGUAGAACUGAGGAUUGCCCUGGUCGGCAAAACUGGAGCCGGGAAAAGCGCAACAGGAAACACCAUCCUGGGGGAGAAACGGUUUAAGUCGGCCAUCUCUCCUUCCUCAGUGACAGUAAAGUGUCAGAAAGAAGACACUGUCAUCGGUGGUAGGAGAAUUGUGGUGGUUGAUACGCCUGGCUUUUUCGACACAAAUGUUCCAGAAGAUGUGACUGCCAAGGAAAUCAAGACCUGCGUGAAUCACAUCUACCCGGGAGCCCAUGUCAUCAUACAAGUCAUUCAACUGACUCAUUUCAGCAAGGAGGAGAAAAAAAUUGCUCAGUUGAGCCAGAAGAUCUUCAGCUGCAAAGCCAAGGAUUACAUGAUCAUCUUGUUCACCCGGAAGGAUGAGCUGGAUGAUAGGCCUUUCAAAGAGUUCUUGGCGAAGGGAGACAAGGAUCUGCUGAACCAGAUCGCUCAGUGUGGCGGGAGAUGCCUGGCUUUCAACAACCGGGCGAAAGGGCAAGAAAGAGAGGAGCAGGUGGCCGAAUUGCUUGGGAUGAUCGACCACCUGGUUGAAAGGAACAAGGCAGCCCCCUACUACACUGAAGACAUGCUGGAGAAGGACAAAGAAGAGGUUAAGAUGAAGAGGAAAAUAUGUGAGAAGAAGGAAAGGAAAGUGGUUGCUAAAUUUCUAUCAUGGUGUAACAUACAGUAAUAUAGAGUAUGCCAUGGCAUAUGGGGUACUUUAACCCUCCUCCCCCCCCCACCUCCAUCUGUUGUCCCCUGCAAAUCUGUCUCUCUCAGAGCUGUUAUUAGUCUCAAAGAAAAAACAACACAUGAGCACCAUUCCCCUGAUAUAUUUCAAACACGUGGUUUGAAAGCAGUGGUAAGAUGCUGGAAUCCACCAAUGUAACCUUGGACCCAAAGUGGGGGCUGCCUCCUCCGGCCUUCUGGAGGAGGGAGGGACCUUUCUGUCAACACCCCAAACAACCCCCCCCCCCCAGCCUAAGGGGCAGCUUUACUGAGAGAGGCAAGGGCAGGCAUUGUACGCUUGUUGAGGAGAUAUAUUUCUUCAUCUCAAAUCACUUUACAU
This is a messenger RNA of Zootoca vivipara (common lizard), 1300 nucleotides long. NCBI's taxonomy places the organism in Eukaryota, Metazoa, Chordata, Lepidosauria, Squamata, Lacertidae. The record is from RefSeq and is a predicted model, not a curated record.